This is a messenger RNA of Ahaetulla prasina, 3481 nucleotides long. RefSeq names its product serine/threonine-protein kinase MARK2. Gene Ontology annotation, molecular function: ATP binding; protein serine/threonine kinase activity; tau-protein kinase activity. Gene Ontology annotation, biological process: microtubule cytoskeleton organization; protein phosphorylation; intracellular signal transduction. NCBI's taxonomy places the organism in Eukaryota, Metazoa, Chordata, Lepidosauria, Squamata, Colubridae. The coding region runs from base 535 to 2601 and encodes 688 amino acids. The transcript is spliced from 17 exons. Gene Ontology annotation, cellular component: cytoplasm. The record is from RefSeq and is a predicted model, not a curated record.
GUUGCCGAAGCCCGGCUGAGGCGGCCAUAUUGGGAGCCGCCGCUGUGUGAAUCUGAGGGGCGGCAAGUGGCGUCCUGGCACCGGCGGUGGCGGAGGAAGGAAGGAAGACGGUGCCGGAGCCCUGCGAAGGAGGCCCGGCGGGGCUUGGCGACGUCCAACCGGCCCAAGGCCCGCUUCAAACGGCCGGGGGUUUUUUUUUCCUUCCGGCGCGGCCUAGUCUCUAGCGCCUCAUCCCCGGCCUCGCGUGAUCCUGCAAGCCGGGCACCCUGCACCCUAGGCCGGCUUAGAAAGGGAACCUGAUGCCGGGUCGGUGGUCGUGCCUUCCGACCGCCCAGUGAGCCCAGCUUCCCCCAUGCUGGUGGCUUGGCCGCCCCCCUCGCCCUGAGGAGGAGGAGGAGGAGGAAAAGGAGAGGAGGAGGAGAAGGAGGAAGAAGACCCCCCCCCACCUCUUCCAGCUGGGCCAGGGAGCAGGAAGAGGGGAAGGCGGCUGAGCAGCUGGGGGGAGCCCCCCUCAGGCCUCUGCCAACGGGAGCCAUGUCGAACAGCGGCCGCAGCCCCCUGCCCACCGUGACGGAGAACCUGGAGCAGCCGGCCUUGGGACACCCAGACUCCAAGCCCAGCGCCAAGUCCAACAUGCUUCGAGGCCGCAUCCCUGCAACCUCCGCCGACGAGCAGCCCCACAUCGGGAACUACCGCCUGCUGAAGACCAUCGGCAAGGGCAAUUUUGCCAAAGUCAAGCUGGCGCGUCACGUCUUGACGGGGAAAGAGGUGGCUGUGAAAAUAAUCGACAAGACGCAGUUGAAUUCCUCCAGCUUACAGAAGCUCUUCCGGGAAGUGCGAAUAAUGAAGGUUCUGAAUCACCCGAAUAUAGUUAAAUUAUUUGAAGUCAUAGAGACGGAUAAGACGCUGUACCUCGUCAUGGAGUAUGCCAGCGGAGGCGAAGUGUUUGACUACUUAGUAGCUCAUGGAAGAAUGAAAGAGAAGGAAGCGCGGGCAAAAUUCCGACAGAUAGUUUCUGCUGUGCAGUACUGUCACCAAAAAUUCAUUGUACAUAGAGACUUGAAGGCAGAAAAUCUGCUCUUAGAUGCCGACAUGAACAUCAAGAUUGCAGACUUCGGUUUCAGCAACGAAUUCACGUUUGGCAACAAGCUUGACACCUUCUGCGGGAGCCCCCCGUACGCCGCGCCCGAAUUGUUCCAGGGCAAGAAGUACGACGGGCCCGAGGUGGACGUCUGGAGCCUGGGGGUUAUCCUUUACACACUGGUCAGCGGCUCCCUGCCCUUUGAUGGGCAGAACCUCAAGGAGCUGCGAGAACGGGUUUUGAGGGGGAAGUAUCGCAUCCCCUUCUACAUGUCCACGGACUGUGAGAACCUGCUGAAAAAAUUCCUCAUCCUGAAUCCUAGCAAGAGAGGCACUUUAGAGCAAAUCAUGAAAGACCGCUGGAUGAAUGUGGGUCACGAGGACGAUGAAUUGAAGCCUUACGUGGAACCUCUGCCAGAUUACAAGGACCCUCGGCGGACAGAGCUCAUGAUUUCUAUGGGGUACACCCGGGAAGAAAUUCAAGAGUCCUUAGUCAGCCAGAAGUAUAAUGAAGUGAUGGCGACGUACCUGCUGCUAGGUUACAAAAACUCAGAGCUCGACAACGACAGCAGCACCCUCAAACCUCGCCCCCAGCCUGAGCUCGCCAACAGCACGGUCCCCUCCCCUUCGCACAAGGUACAGCGCAGCGUCUCCGCCAACCCCAAGCAGCGCCGCUUAAGUGACCAGGUACCCAACAUCCCGACGUCCACGUCUUACUCCAAGAAAACGCAGGCAGCCAACGCUGAGAACAAGAGGCCCGAAGAGGAGAGGGAGGCCGGGCGCAGCAAGGCCGGGAGCACCGUCAAAGUGCCCGCCAGCCCCCUGCCCAGCCUGGAGAGGAAAAAAAGUACCCCUAUGCCCUCCACGAACAGCGUCCUCUCCACCAGCACAAACCGGAGCCGCAAUUCCCCCAUGUUGGACCGCGCCAGCUUGGGCCAGAACUCGAUACAGAACGGCAAAGAUAGCCUAACCACUCCGGGCUCCAGGGCCUCCACCGCCUCCGCUUCGGCCGCCGUGAGCUCCGCGCGCCCGCGACAGCACCAGAAAUCCAUGUCCGCCUCGGUGCACCCCUCCAAGCCCACGCAGCCCCCCACCGACAAUCACUGCGAGGCCCAGCGACCUAGCACGGCCCCCCAGCGGGCUCCGGUGGCCUCCCCUUCCGCCCACAACAUCAGCAGCGCCCUCCCCGAGCGCACCAACUUCCCGCGAGGCAUCCAGAGCCGCAGCACUUUCCACGCCGGGCAGCUCCGGCCGGUCCGCGACCAACAAAACCUCUCCUACGGCCUGACGCCCGCCUCGCCUUCCGGCAACAGCCAAGGCCGGAGAGGAGCUUCCGGCAGCCUCUUCAGCAAGUUCACCUCCAAGUUCGUACGCAGGCAUGGCGGUAGAGAGCCACUCUCUGGGCUGGUCAGCAGUGCCCUGUUUACACACACAGCGUCUAACGGGGGGCCCUCCCCGGUCCACAAUGGAGUCCAGUUUCCUGUGUUGAAUGCUGCACAACCCCACUUCUGGGGAUUUUAGCCUUCUCUUCCACCCCACCCCCUUCCUGGCAUGUCUUUUCCAGUGGGCCCAAACAUGGCGGGAGGGGUGGAGUGGGGGCGCCAGAGGCUGGCUAUGGAACAGGCCUGCUGGGACGGGGGGGCACAGCCCAGGGUUAUUUCACGCCCCCCAAUCUUCUACGGCUGGCCGAUUCCCACAAAAAGCCUUUUGGAUGUUCAGGAUGGGUUGAAGAGCUUUGGGGCUUGCUGGUUUUUAUUCCCGGGUGACAGGUACGCUGCCCACCCCACCCCACCCCACCCCCCCGCUCUCUGGAUAGCUGAAAACAGAGGGCGUGGUGGGGGGAGAGGACCCAUGGCUUCUGUUCCUUCCCCCCACCCGCAAUUUUUAUUUCCCUUUCCAAAGCACAACAGAGCAAAAGGAAAAAAUAAGACGACACUCCGGGCCUGGUUGCAGCCCCUUUGCCUUCUCUUUGGGCCUCGCUCUCUCUGGGUUUUCUUUUCAUUGUCACAUUGGCCCCCACCCUCUUGAGAAUGUAUUUUUGGUCCUGGGGAGGGGGCUCUGCAGCCCCUUCACCUUGUCUGACACACACACACACACACACACACACACACACGUACACACGCCUGGUUUGUAUAUAACUGUACUGAUACCUCGGUUUUUGUGAGUGGUUAUAAUUUUUUUUUUUUUUGGUUUCGUUUUAAUUUCUCAUCACAACAUUGCCUUUUUUUAAAAAAAGAAAGAAGAUCAUGUCCUUUUUCGGGACGGGGGUCAUUCUCUUUCCCCUCCCAUCCUUACCCCCCCCCCUUUUUUUCUUUCUUUCUCUUUUUCUCUCUCUCUCUCUCUCAAGGAUGCUACCGUUUGAUGUAGUUUUACAGGUUCUAGAUUAAAACUUUCCAGAAAG